This is a messenger RNA of Funneliformis geosporum, 748 nucleotides long. NCBI's taxonomy places the organism in Eukaryota, Fungi, Glomeromycota, Glomeromycetes, Glomerales, Glomeraceae. The record is from the annotation of a GenBank genome assembly.
UUUGGCAGAAGCAAGGGGCGAGAACGUUACAGAUGCUUUAAAAUCUGAAUACUCUUCAGUUUCCUUCAUUGACGCCUGUCUAGACGCAAAAUCACUCGCUUUAAAAGUAUAUAUGAAUACGUUUUACGGUGAAGCCAGGAAUAGCGGGUCUCCUUUCUUCUUGCGAGCAUUAGCAGGUGAGGUAACAUCAGCUGGUCAGCGAAAUAUCAAGCUCAUUGCCGAUCUUAUCAGAAGAAAAGGAUUUGGUGUAAAAUACAGGGAUACAGAUUCCUUAUACCUUGUCUGUCCAGAAGAAUGCUUUCAGAAAUGUGAUGAGGCAUAUGACAAUGGUAAUGGGAUCUCGAAAGAGGAAUAUUGGUCUAGAAUGGUGAAUAUCUCUAUGGAAGUAAUAGAAAGACUUCGUAAUGAAGUUAAUGACUUUCUCAGAAAUGAUAAUGGAUCAUCUUAUCUCAAAAUGGCAUAUGAGGAAGUCUUAUUUCCAGUAGUAUUUACUGGAAAGAAAAAAUACUAUGGCAUCUCACAUAGAAGAGAACCCAACUUUAAUAAUAAGCUUUUCAUUCGAAGGGUUGAGAUUGUAAAGCGAGGACAGUCUAAACACUUUCGUGAGGUAGAUAAGAAGGUCAUAGAUGAAUCUAUGAAGGUGGAUAAUUCGCAUACCUUAUAUCAGAUUGUGAAGGAUGUACUCAAAGAGAUCAUAAAUGAUAUUUUACAGAUAGACCUUACUGGGAUGGUUAAAACUGCUGUGUAG